Molecule: messenger RNA, 1854 nt
Organism: Talaromyces rugulosus
Lineage: Eukaryota; Fungi; Ascomycota; Eurotiomycetes; Eurotiales; Trichocomaceae
Exons: 5
Coding region: 1-1854 (617 amino acids)
Source: RefSeq, a predicted model, not a curated record
AUGAGGUUGCUUUUGUCUGCUGCUUUGCCGGCUUUUGCGGCUGCAGCAUUGUCCUCGCCGUCCGUCACGAUCGAUGCUGGCGUCCUUCAGGGUGGAAAGUGUAAAGAUGGACAAGAUGCAGUCUUUUACAAGGCAAUCCCUUAUGGUGAGCCUCCAGUUGGAGACCUACGUUUCGAGCCUCCAAAGGCCUAUACGAAGAAAUUCUCUGAAGGCGGACUAAAUGCAACCACUUCGGCUCCCACCUGCCUUCAGUACUCGGACGAUUUUACUCCCAAGUUAACUACAUCUGAAGACUGUCUUUAUCUGGACGUCUGGGUCCCAUCUCAUGCCACCAAAGACUCGAAGCUUCCAGUAAAAGUUUGGAUUUACGGUGGUUCAGAGACAGAAGGCUCUGUCUCGGAUCCUCUAUACGAUGGCUGCAACACCGCAGAGGAAGGUUCGAUUCUGGUAACAGUCAACUACAGACUUGGCCCUCUAGGUUUUAUGGCACUCAACAGUGCCGGCAUAUAUGGUAACCAGGGAAUCCAAGAUCUUAUUCUUGGAUUAGAAUGGGUUCAAAACAAUAUUGCCGCAUUUGGCGGAGACCCGAAAAAAGUGCUUUUAUUCGGACAAUCAGCCGGUGCCGAGGACGCAUAUAUCAUUGCCUCUAUUCCCCAAGCCCCUUCUCUCAUAAGCAGCGUUAUCUCGGAGUCAGGCGGUGGUAGAAGCCUCGUCUCUAACUCAACUACACAAAGUGUUGGAGCGUCAUAUGCCAAGGCCCUUCAAUGCAGUUCUACGGACAAAGCUUGCCUGCAGUCCAAAACUGCCGCCGAGUUGAGCAAGGCGUAUACAGCCGAUACCUUCCUAUACGAGGGAGUUGGCUACUAUGGUCCUCUCGGUGUCACUGGCCCUAUAACACAUUCGUUCUACCCCUAUGCAGACGGCAAUGUCAUCCCUGAGGACCCUUAUACUAGUGGAGUGAAAGUUCCGGCAGUCUUUGGAUACAAUGAAAAUGAAGGUAUCGUUUACGCCAUCGACUGGGUCGAGUCGAGCGGCAAAACUCCAUCCCCAUCGGCAUACAAGGAUUUCCUUCGCAAAAACUUUGGAAAUGCUGCUUCGCUUGUUGGGAAAUACUACGAUCUAUCCUUAUUCGAGGCCGCUAUCAGUGGCUCAUCCGCCCUCAAGGACAUCUCUGCCUUGGGCAUCAACAAGACCGAGGUGGCUGUGAUUGUGGCCAUAGCUAACGUCAUCACCGACUCGACAUAUAAGUGCCCAGCAUACCACGGUGCGGCGCAAGCCUCACUCAAUAAUAUCCCUGCAUGGACCUACGAAUUCACCCACAAUUCAACUUGUAUAUGGCUAGACACGAUCCCCCAGGAGUACGUCUCUCUCUUCGGUGCCACGCACACUGCCGAAAUCCCAUUCGUCUUUGGUAACCUGGACAACGGCUAUCUGCCCAACGGGACUUGCAAUUCCACGGCAUCCGAGUACGAGCUCAGCAAGCAGAUGAGGAGCCUAUGGACAGCAAUGGCCGAAAACGCCGACCCGUCGACCAAAGACAUCAAUUGGCCGCGAUUCAAAACCACAGCUAAGAACCUCACGACCCCCGGGUUGAUCUUUGGAAAAUCAGCGGAGGCUGGUCUGGUUGAUUACACAGGCUGUACACUGUGGAGUGAAGUCAACGCCAUCCUGUCAGCACCCAAUGCUACUAAUACUACUACUACAUUACCCUCGGGAACGCCGACCCCUAGCAGUGGAAUUCUACCGGCCACGUCGACGCCUGCUUUGACCGACGGUGCAGUGAAUGUUCUGCCCACAACAGGCGGUUUCCUUGCCUUCACUGCGCUGCUGAUGGGAUUGGCUGUAUUUUUAUAG